AUGACCAACAUCUCCACAGUGACCAGAUUCCUCCUCCUGGGGUUCUCCGAUGUCCGAGAGCUGCAGCUGGUCCACGCUAUACUGUUCCUCCUUGUCUACCUCGCAGCCUUGUUGGGGAAUCUCCUCAUUAUUUCUAUCACAACCCUGGACCAGCACCUUCACACCCCCAUGUACUUCUUCCUUAAGUACCUGUCUUUCAACGACCUAUGUUUCAUCUCCAUCACCGUCCCCAAAUCCAUCGCCAUCUCCCUGACUAAUAACAAUUCCAUCUCUUUCCUGGGCUGUGCCUCCCAGGUCUUUCUGGUCAUCUUGUUUGGUAGUUCAGAGUUUUUUGUUCUCAUAGCGAUGUCCUACGACCGCUAUGCUGCCAUCUGCCUCCCCCUGCGCUAUGAACUCAUCAUGGAUAGAUUGGCCUGUGUGCAGAUGCUGGCCGCCUCUUGGCUCAGCGGGAGUCUGUUUGGAGUCUUGUUUUCAGUUUCAACAUUCUCCUUGCCCUUCUGUGGGUCCAACACUGUCCAGCAGUUCUUCUGUGAUGUCCCUUCACUGCUGAAAAUUUCCUGCUCUGAGGACCACGUUGUUACUGAUAUGAGUUUAGUUGUUGCGGCAGUGGUAGUUGUCGUCGGUUUCAUUUGCAUCAUCAUCUCCUACAUCCGCAUCUUCUCAGCCAUGCUGAGGAUUCCAUCCUCUGAGGGCCGGAAGAAGGCCUUUUCCACCUGCCUGCCCCACCUCACUGUCGUCACAUUUUUCCUCUCUACAGGUUUAUUUGCCUCUCUCAAGCCUCCCUCAGUCACUUCCUCGGGCCUUGACCUGAUAGUAUCUAUAUUCUAUAUUGUGAUACCCCCCACUCUGAACCCCCUCAUCUACAGCCUGAGAAACAGGGACAUGAAGGCCGCCCUGAGGAGGACACUAAAAGGGGAAAACACCCACUGGCUCCUGUGGGAUAAUCUGUGUGUUUCCUUGUGCUGA
Messenger RNA from Ornithorhynchus anatinus (platypus), 966 nucleotides. RefSeq names its product olfactory receptor 14A16-like. The transcript has a single exon. Gene Ontology annotation, molecular function: G protein-coupled receptor activity; olfactory receptor activity; odorant binding. Gene Ontology annotation, biological process: G protein-coupled receptor signaling pathway. The coding region runs from base 1 to 966 and encodes 321 amino acids. Gene Ontology annotation, cellular component: membrane. The record is from RefSeq and is a predicted model, not a curated record. Lineage: Eukaryota; Metazoa; Chordata; Mammalia; Monotremata; Ornithorhynchidae.